AUGGAGACGGAAAUCAAAGAGACGCAUGAACUGUUCGAAGUGCCUAAGGCUAACGUGAGCUUGGACGCUGUGCUGAUAGCAGCUGCGGGGCAGUUCGGGCGGUACCAGAGGCGCAUGCUGGCGCUGGCGGCGCUGCUGGCCAUGUUCACGGCAUUCUCGGGCAUGGAGUACGUGUUCACCACGGCCAGAAUUAACACCAGAUGUUUCAUUCCGGAGUGCGAGAGCUCGGUGGUGGAGUUCUCCCCCCCGUGGCUCGUGCGCGCCGUGCCCACCACUGACGGCGCCGCCGCCAGCUGUCAGCGCUUCCAGCGCGCCAACAGUACGCGCGACGCGUGCACCGACGCCAGCUUCGACCGCAGCGCCACCGUCGCCUGCUCGGACUACGUGUAUGAGGCCAACAACACCAUUGUUUACGAUUACGGCCUAGCGUGCGACGAGUGGCGGCGCUCGUUCGUGGGCGCGGCGCACACGACGGGCGGGCUGCUGGCGCUGCCCAUCACGGGCUACGUGUCGGACCGCUGGGGGCGCCGCGCCGCGCUCGUGGGCAACGCGGUGAGCACGGCGGUGGUGGGCGUGGCGCGCUACUGGUGCGCGAGCUACUACAGCUUCCUUGUCGCUGAGAUCUUCAAGGCUACGCUCGGAGGCGGGGUUUUCUCCUGCGCGUAUUUAUUGGUAAUGGAAUUGGUGGGACCUAAAUACCGAGUGACAGCGGGUGCCGCCUUGAGUACGUGCGUGUCGUCGGGACACAUCGUGCUGGGUGCUCUUGCCUGGGGCGUGCCCAAUUGGAGGCAUCUGAUCCUCAUUCUGUACGUCCCACACUUUCUGUUCAUAUCAUACUACUGGAUCAUGUCGGAAUCAGUACGAUGGAACAUGAGCAAGGGCAGGUAUAAAGAAGUUGAAGAUUUCCUCAGGAAAGUAGCGCGAGUAAAUAAAAGAGAGUUAAGUGAAAAAUUGCUGCAAGAAUAUAAAGAGAGCACAGAUGCGGAAAAUAAGUUAAAAAUCUAUGAAAAACAGUAUAAAAAUGAAGAACCUUGGCUGAUAGUACUAGUGUUUCAGAAUAAAGAAAUAUUAAAACGAUGCUGCAUAGCGCCGAUAUGGUGGAUCACUUUCACGUUAAUUUAUUACGGGUUGAGCAUAAACUCAGUUAACAUGGCCGGCAAUCGGUACCUAAACUUGAUGGUGGUAGCAGCGUCAGAGAUACCAGGGUACUGGUUAGCAUUGUUAUUAAUGGAUAGAAUUGGAAGAAAACCUGUGCUCAUUGGUGCUUUUUGGACCUGCGCCGCUUGCCAACUUACUUAUAUAUUCCUACCUAAGCGUUUCUUUUUAAACUAA
Molecule: messenger RNA, 1332 nt
Organism: Bicyclus anynana (squinting bush brown)
Lineage: Eukaryota; Metazoa; Arthropoda; Insecta; Lepidoptera; Nymphalidae
Product: organic cation transporter protein-like
Exons: 5
Coding region: 1-1332 (443 amino acids)
Biological process (GO): transmembrane transport
Cellular component (GO): membrane
Molecular function (GO): transmembrane transporter activity
Source: RefSeq, a predicted model, not a curated record